Didymella exigua CBS 183.55 is the source of this 813-nucleotide messenger RNA. Its product is annotated as DUF862-domain-containing protein. The record is from RefSeq and is a predicted model, not a curated record. Bases 1 to 813 code for a protein of 270 amino acids. Gene Ontology annotation, molecular function: deubiquitinase activity. The transcript has 2 exons. Gene Ontology annotation, biological process: protein deubiquitination. Lineage: Eukaryota; Fungi; Ascomycota; Dothideomycetes; Pleosporales; Didymellaceae.
AUGUCGUCCUCCAUCCGCCCCAAGCCUGCGCGCAAGAGCUCAAUCCAAAUCCACCGCAGCACACUCUCGCUGCAGAGGACCGAGGUCGUCAUCAAUGUCUACGAUCUGCUGCCGCCAGGCAAGGUUUCCACAGUGCUCUGGGCUAUAGGCAGCUCUCUGCUGCACUCAGGGGUGGUUAUCGGCGAUAGGGAAUAUGCAUAUGGGGGCCAUGACCGUCGGGGCUUGACCGGCGUGUAUUGGACGAAGCCGGCGCAAGAGCCUCCAGGCGGGACCUUCAAGCAGUCGAUUCUCCACGGCUUCUCGUUUCGCCCAACAGAGGAGCUGGAUGCAAUCAUACACGAGGCCUCCGAGGAGUUUCAGGGCACCUCUUACAACCUUCUCACCAAGAACUGCAACCACUUCACAUCCUACCUCUGCGAGAAGCUUACAGGGCGGCCGGCGCCGGGCUGGGUCAACCGUGCCGCCAGCAUAGGCGUAGCUCUUCCAUGCGUUGUGCCACGGGAAUGGAUUGCGCCACCGGAUUAUGAUACUGCGGAUGGAGAGCUCCUUGACGAGGACUUUGACGAAAGAACGUCUAUGCUGCGGCACGGCGAGCCCCAAGGACGGUAUCGCAGUGCUUCAGAGGAGGCGGAGCGGCAGGACGCGCGAGGUUCUGGCAGUGGUAGUCGAGGUGAGCAGGGAAGCGCAAGAGGGAAUCAUCGGCAUCCGCCCGCAGAGCAUGGCCCCCGGCUGGUCAACCUCAAGGAAACCGAUAGCAGUGGCCAUAAGAUACCGGCAGCGGAAAGAGCGCCCCUUCCAAAGAAUUUGACGUGA